AUGAGGACUAUGAAUCUUGUCGAUUCCAUUUUCAAGCAACCAUGCCCGUCCAAAAAACCCUUCAUUGGCUCCACCGACCACCGGGGAAUCAAACCUAAUUUCCUCAGGUUACGAAAGCCCGUAUCGCCGUUCGUCGUGUCCGCCAUUAUUGCCGAAGAAGAUAGAAUCUUGACUUCGAAAGACGAACCCACCUUCAAUUUCAAAGCUUACGUUGUUGAGAAAGCCAAUUACGUGAACAAAGCCUUGGACGACUCGGUUCCGGUGAAGAACCCGCCGAUCAUCCACGAGGCCAUGAGGUACUCCUUGUUAGCCGGCGGUAAGAGGGUCCGCCCCAUGUUGUGUAUUGCCGCCUGCGAGGCUGUGGGCGGCCACCAGUCCGCAGCCAUGCCUGCAGCCUGCGCGGUGGAGAUGAUCCACACCAUGUCACUCAUCCAUGAUGAUUUGCCCUGUAUGGACAACGACGACCUCCGCCGUGGCAAGCCCACCAAUCACAAAGUGUUUGGCGAGAAUGUGGCGGUGCUGGCUGGUGAUGCUUUACUGGCCUAUGCGUUUGAGUUCAUGGUCACCGCAACCACCGCGGUGGCGCCGGAAAGGGUUCUUGCGGCUGUGGGGGAAUUGGCAAAGUCGAUAGGGACGGGGGGGCUGGUGGCGGGGCAAGUGGCGGACUUGACUUGCACAGGGAACAACGGAAAUGUGGGAUUGGAUAUAUUGGAAUUCAUACACAUACACAAAACUGCUUCACUGUUAGAGGCUGCGGUGGUUUUAGGUGCAAUCAUGGGUGGGGGGAGUGAUAAGCAAGUGGAGAAUUUGAGGACUUUUGCUAGGAAAAUCGGGCUGCUUUUUCAGGUGGUGGAUGAUAUAUUGGACGUGACUAAGUCGUCGGAGGAGCUAGGAAAGACCGCCGGAAAAGAUCUGGUGACAGACAAGACGACGUAUCCGAAGCUGUUGGGACUGGAGAGGGCUGUGGAGUUUGCUGAGAAGUUGAAUGAAGAGGCUAAGAUACAGCUGGCGGAUUUCGAUCCGGCAAAGGUGGCGCCGCUGGUGGCGUUGACUGAUUACAUUGCUCGCCGGCAGAAUUAAUUUGCUGAGAUUUCUGGGCUUAAUUCUUGUUUUCUAGAAUUUAAUGUUUGUUGUAGUAAAUUGUUGGAAGUGUUUAAGAUGAUAUCUAUAUACAUAUAUAUCCUAUGCUGUAAUUGUACGCAAUGAAAAUCACAUUGUAGUUUUUCCGUUUUUGGUAAAUUUGGCAGGAACAAAAAUUUGGACGUUAUCUGGUGUUAAAUUGGCAUCUUUCUUGAUUUA
This is a messenger RNA of Sesamum indicum (sesame), 1299 nucleotides long. RefSeq names its product geranylgeranyl pyrophosphate synthase, chloroplastic. Lineage: Eukaryota; Viridiplantae; Streptophyta; Magnoliopsida; Lamiales; Pedaliaceae. Gene Ontology annotation, biological process: isoprenoid biosynthetic process. Gene Ontology annotation, molecular function: geranylgeranyl diphosphate synthase activity. The record is from RefSeq and is a predicted model, not a curated record.